GGGAGCACGAGCUUGUCAUUCUUUCUUGUCAAGGCUUCGGUGUGCGCUUUAAUAGCCUGGCUUUUGUCUGAAGACGAGACUGCUUCAUUCACUAAUUUCCUUAAAAAUGAAGCGAAUUUGCUUCAUUGGGCUGCUCUGUGCACUUUUGGCAUUCGCAUCUGUGAGAGCAGAAGAUGAACUUGACAUUGACGGGACUGUGGAAGACGAUCUAGGAAAGAGCAGAGACGGCUCCAAGACAGAUGAUGAGGUCGUGCAGAGGGAGGAGGAGUCCAUCCAACUGGAUGGGUUAAACGCGGCUCAGAUCAAAGAGAUCAGAGAGAAGUCGGAGAAACACGUCUUCCAGGCUGAGGUGAACCGCAUGAUGAAGCUCAUCAUUAAUUCUCUCUACAAGAACAAGGAGAUCUUUUUGAGGGAGUUGAUCUCCAAUGCCUCUGAUGCUCUGGACAAGAUCAGACUUAUGUCUCUGACCCACGAAGAUGCGCUGGCUGCCAACGAAGAGCUCACCAUCAAGAUCAAGUCUGACAAGGAGAAGAACAUGCUCCACAUCACUGACACUGGUAUUGGCAUGACCAAAGAAGACCUGGUCAAGAACCUGGGCACAAUUGCCAAGUCGGGCACCAGUGAGUUCCUCAAUAAGAUGACCGAGAUCGAAAGCGAGGGUCAGUCCACCUCCGAGCUGAUUGGCCAGUUUGGCGUGGGCUUCUACUCCGCCUUCCUGGUGGCCGACAAGGUGAUUGUGUCGUCGAAGCACAACAAUGGCACGCAGCACAUCUGGGAGUCUGACUCCAAUGAGUUCAGCGUGAUUGAGGACCCCCGGGGGGACACCCUGGGCCGUGGUACCACCAUCACGUUGGUUAUGAAGGAGGAGGCUUCAGAUUAUCUGGAGCUGGAGACCAUCAAGAACCUGGUGAAGAAGUACUCUCAGUUCAUCAACUUCCCCAUCUAUGUCUGGGCCAGCAAGACGGAGACUGUUGAGGAGCCAAUCGAUGAGGAAACCGAGGCAGAGGAGAAGGAUGCAACUGAGGAUGAGGUGGAGGUGGAGGAAGAGGAGGAAGACAAGGACAAGCCGAAGACCAAGAAGGUUGAGAAGACCGUGUGGGACUGGGAGCUGAUGAACGACAUCAAGCCCAUCUGGACGAGACCAGCCAAAGAAGUAGAGGAGGAUGAAUACAAGGCCUUCUACAAGACCUUCUCCAAGGACACAGACGAACCCCUCUCAUACAUCCACUUCACUGCUGAGGGUGAAGUCACCUUCAAGUCCAUCCUGUUUGUACCCGCGGCUGCCCCGAGGGGGAUGUUUGAUGAGUACGGCACCAAGAAGAAUGACUACAUCAAGCUGUUUGUCCGUCGGGUGUUUAUCACCGAUGACUUCAAUGACAUGAUGCCCAAAUACCUCAACUUUGUCAAGGGAGUGGUGGAUUCUGAUGACCUGCCCCUGAAUGUGUCCAGGGAAACCCUGCAGCAACACAAACUGCUCAAGGUAAUCCGCAAGAAGCUGGUACGCAAGACCCUGGACAUGAUCAAGAAGAUCGCUGAGGAGCAGUACAACGAGAAGUUCUGGAAGGAGUUUGGCACCAACAUCAAGCUGGGAGUGAUUGAGGACCACUCCAACAGGACCCGUCUGGCCAAACUGCUGCGUUUCCAGACCUCCAACAGCGACACCGUGCUGGCCAGCUUGGAACAGUAUGUGGAGCGCAUGAAGGAGAAGCAGGACAAGAUCUACUUCAUGGCUGGCACGAGCCGGAAGGAGGCCGAGUCUUCCCCCUUCGUGGAGAGCCUGUUGAAGAAGGGUUACGAGGUCAUCUACUUGACGGAGCCAGUGGACGAGUACUGUGUCCAGGCCCUGCCCGAGUUCGACGGCAAGCGCUUCCAGAACGUGGCCAAGGAGGGUGUCAAGUUUGACGAGAGUGACAAGGCCAAGGAGUCCCGGGAGGCGCUGGAGAAGGAGUAUGAACCUCUUACCACCUGGAUGAAGGACAACGCCCUCAAGGACAAGAUUGAGAAGGCCGUGCUGUCCCAGAGGCUGACCAAGUCUCCAUGUGCCCUGGUGGCCAGUCAGUACGGCUGGUCUGGGAACAUGGAGCGCAUCAUGAAGGCCCAGGCCUACCAGACAGGAAAAGACAUCUCUACAAAUUAUUAUGCAAGCCAGAAGAAAACAUUAGAAAUCAACCCAAAGCACCCUCUCAUCAAGGAGAUGCUGAAACGUGUUCAUACCGACGCCGAGGACAAGACUGCCUCAGACCUGGCCAUGGUUCUGUUUGAGACGGCCACGCUGCGUUCGGGCUACCAGCUCCAGGACACCAAGGCUUACGGAGACCGGAUAGAGAGAAUGCUGAGGCUCAGCAUGAACGUGGACCUCAACGAACAGGUUGAGGAGGAGCCAGAGGAGGAGGAGCCGGAGGAGGUGGCAGAGGAGGCCGAGGAGGUGGAAGAAGAGGAAAUCCCAGAUGAGGAAGAUGAUGUGGUAACAGACAAAGAUGAAUUAUAAAGCACUGUAAAUGAGUGGGGAUGAAUUGAUGGGCUUAUCCUGGAGCUGGGCCACCAGACCACCACCCACGGCCAAUCAAGUCCUAACCUGGUAAUCCAGAUUGAAUUCUGCUUCAGUUCACAUUUUUUCACUUCUAUUGUCUUGGAGUUGCUAAGUCAAACGAAGGUGAAAAGUAAUGUGAUUUCGUCUGAAUAUCCAGGCUAGCCAAGACUAUCACACGCUGGCCAAGAUCCACAUUGGCCAGUCAAGACUAGCCUGGGUUCAGAUCUGAUUUUGCCAUCUAGCUCAACCAGAUCUGAGCCAGGCUACCCAGGCCAUCGGUUGCACUUCACUCACUCUGGGGAGGGACUGGAUGGGAUGGGGUUUUUUUAAGGCUUGUGUUUUUGUUUCUGUUUUUGUUUUUUUACAUUCCUCCUGAUUGUAAAUUUGUUAAUAUUUAACUGAGCUGUCUUUGGAAAAGAAAAGAUGUGAUCGAUAUUGCCACUUGAUCCCAUCAAAUAAAUAUUUCCUGGAAAAGGGAA
Esox lucius (northern pike) is the source of this 3009-nucleotide messenger RNA. RefSeq names its product endoplasmin. Gene Ontology annotation, biological process: protein folding. The coding region runs from base 107 to 2488 and encodes 793 amino acids. Gene Ontology annotation, molecular function: ATP-dependent protein folding chaperone; ATP hydrolysis activity; ATP binding. Lineage: Eukaryota; Metazoa; Chordata; Actinopteri; Esociformes; Esocidae. The transcript is spliced from 16 exons. The record is from RefSeq and is a predicted model, not a curated record.